Messenger RNA from Pelmatolapia mariae (spotted tilapia), 1177 nucleotides. Its product is annotated as GTPase IMAP family member 8-like. The record is from RefSeq and is a predicted model, not a curated record. Gene Ontology annotation, molecular function: GTP binding. The transcript has 3 exons. Bases 77 to 1177 code for a protein of 366 amino acids. NCBI's taxonomy places the organism in Eukaryota, Metazoa, Chordata, Actinopteri, Cichliformes, Cichlidae.
UAACAAGUUGGGAAAAUUUAAAUGAAACCUUCAACCCCUCAGACACAGCAGCAGCAAUCCCAACAUAAAACCUUCCAUGUCUGAGCUGAGGGUUGUUCUGCUGGGGAACAGCUGGUCUUUGAGGAGAGAUGUGGGGAACUUCAUAGUGGGAGAGACUGAGUUCAGCACUGUGGAGCCGGACUGCUGUGAGACAAGUAGACCACUGAAGGAAAAGAAACUCGUUCUCAUCAGCACUCCAGAUCUGCUGCUUCCAAACAUCUCUGAGGACAAACUGAAGGAACAUGUGAAAAACUGUGUGAUGCUCUCUGAUCCUGGACCUCAUGUGUUCCUGCUGGUUCUGCAGCUUGAAGACUUCACUGAGGAGCACAAACAGAGACUCUGCAGAGCCCUUCAGCUCUUCAGUGAUCGAUCAUUUGACCAUUCACUAAUUUUCAUGUCAACAUGCAGAGAGGAGAGCUCAUUUGAAAACUGUGUGACUCAUCCACCGUUAAAUGACAUAAUCAGACUGUGCAGAUACAGAUACCUGUGGCAGAAGAGCUUUGAACAUUCAGAGCUGUUAACACGUUUGGUUCAAACAGCGAAGGAGAUAAAUGAAGAUCAUCUGAGCUGUGAUGUAUUUGAGGAUGAGGAUGGUGGAUUAUUCAUGAGACCAAAGUCUGUUUUAAACCUGGUUCUGUGUGGGAGGAGAGGAGCAGGGAAGACUUCAGCAGCCAAGGCCAUUUUAGGUCAGACAGAGCUUCAUUCAGUCUCCAACUCAUCAGAGUGUGUUAAACAUCAGGGAGAGGUGUGUGGACGUUGGGUUUCCCUGGUGGAGCUGCCUGCCUUGUAUGGAAAACCUCAGGAGGCAGUGAUGGAAGAAUCACUCAGGUGUAUCUCCCUCUGUGAUCCUGAGGGUGUCCACGCCUUCAUCCUGGUCCUACCUGUGGAUUCCCUCACUGAUGAAGACAAGGGAGAGUUAGAGACCAUCCAGAACACAUUCAGCUCUCGAGUCAAUGACUUCACCAUGAUUCUGUUCACUGUGGACUCAGAUCCUACAGAUCCAACUGUUCUUAACUUUUUAAAGAAAAACCAGGACAUCCAGGAGCUCUGUGAGAGCUGUGGAGGAAGAUCUGUUGUUCUCAACAUCAAGGACAAACAGCCGAUCCCAGAGAUGUUUGAGGUUGUGGCAAGGGUGUAG